CUAGUUACGGAAGCCGGGGGAGGCCUGAGCGCGGUGUCCACCUCGGGGAAGUUAGCGGCGGCAACCGGUGUAGUAAUUAGAAGCGAGAGGUUGCGGCCGUGAUGGCGUCCACGGGAGCUAGCGGCAGCGAUGGGAAAGGACAAGGGGUGGCGAAGUCUGUCACCUAUUAUCGUCUGGAGGAGGUGGCGAAGCGCAACUCCUCGAAGGAGAUAUGGCUGGUGAUCCACGGGCGAGUCUACGAUAUCACCCCUUUCCUUAACGAGCAUCCUGGUGGAGAAGAAGUUUUGCUGGAACAAGCUGGUGCAGAUGCAAGUGAAAGCUUUGAAGAUGUAGGGCACUCCAUUGAUGCCAGAGAAAUGCUGAAGCAGUACUAUAUUGGCGAUGUGCAUCCGAAUGAUCUUAAACCUGAAAGUGGUAGUAAGGAUCCUUCGAAAAAUGACACGUGCAAAAGUUGCUGGUCAUACUGGAUUUUACCCAUCAUAGGCGCUGUUCUCUUAGGCUUCCUAUAUCGUUACUAUACUUCGGAAAGCAAGUCCUCCUGAGGAGAUCUUAUUGAAGUCUGGAAAGUAUAUCCACUUGGGAGUGAGAACUAGAGACUUGUUUGGAGGCUGCAGUGGUGCCCUCUUUCUGAAUCCUACCAGUUGUAUUUUCUCUUUUGGAGCGAGAUGGCUGGCCAGAUACCCACCUCAGACCUGACCCAUGUCUUUCAUCUCUGAGCCUUACUCCUAAGCACCUGCGCAUUAUUCUCAGUCCUUGCCUGAGUUUUCUCUUCUCUCAGUUUUCUUGUGUACCUUUACAUUUCAAAACUUGAGUUUCUAAUUGCCGUCCAUAUUUUUUAGACUAAUUGCCAAUUGUUAAAAUGCUUUCCAAUAUUUUAAGUGCAUACGAGACUUUCUUAACAGGGUAGCACAUUCUUAUCUGUAAGCUUUUUUUGGUCCAUCUUUCUUUUAAAUGAUUAAUAUAGAAUUCUGGCUUAAUUAUUUACCAGUGCAGAUUUAAUUCAUUAAGUGAAGUUGCACAUCUGAUUUAAAAUGCUACUGCCAAAUGACAGUCCAUGUUUCUAUUUGUUAAAACCUUAUGAUCAUAUCCUUCCUUCCAAGUUAGUAUGGCAGGUAGCUCUUGUUUCCAGGUGGUUCAUUCCCAAAAUGCUGGACAAUACUUCUCUUAUUUAUGUGGAGUGGAGAGAAACAGAAGAAGAAAAGAUGAUGAAUUUUGGGGAUAGGGAGAAUUACAUAAUAAUCUUUCUUUUGAGGAAUAUUAGGACAUAAAGCACCAAAGACUCUAGCCUUUGAUACUAGUUUCUAGUGUUCUUCCUCCCCACACCUUUUAUUGCUAAAAAAAAAAAAAAAAACUUGUAAUGAUGUACAGCUGUAUCUGAAAGUGUGAUGCAUUUCUACUUACUGACUAGCAGAAUUCUUAUUCCCUGUUUACAAGAAACUUCAAAUUGACCAGAGAUAGAAUAUUUGACCUUUUGUUUGGCUUGUAAAGUAAAAUGACUUUAUAGAAAAUGACUUUCAAAAGUGGGAGAUGCUGAUAAGAGAUUAUUUCCAUUUUAUCUCUAUUUUACCUCAUGGCUCCAAUUUGCAGUUUUGUUCUGUUUUUCUGUUGAGAAUAAAAGAUACUGAUAGCUUCCCCACCCCA
Molecule: messenger RNA, 1641 nt
Organism: Erinaceus europaeus (western European hedgehog)
Lineage: Eukaryota; Metazoa; Chordata; Mammalia; Eulipotyphla; Erinaceidae
Product: cytochrome b5 type B
Exons: 1
Coding region: 102-542 (146 amino acids)
Cellular component (GO): mitochondrial outer membrane; intracellular membrane-bounded organelle
Molecular function (GO): heme binding
Source: RefSeq, a predicted model, not a curated record